UCAAUUUGCUGCUUCUAUACGUAGCUUGUGUUUGCCUGUUGGCGCUUUAUAGUUCACCUUAAGGCUUUUUAUGAUUUCAUAAAGUAUUUUAUGGGUAAAAUGGGUAAAAAGAAGUGCAAAAAGAAUAUGCAAAAAUUUCGAAAUAAAAUGCGUGCCAUAAAGGCAAAAGAAAUCAGUGAGUGUUGGAAUGCAAAUUGGAACAGAAAUGCAGAAGACAAUGCAGAGAUAUGCUCUGAGUUGCCCAUUUCUAAUUAUGCACCACCACAAAUUGACUAUGUCAAACGAGCUAAAGUAACUGAUUGUACAGAUGGAGAAACUACUCGACAAAAUGCUCCUAUCAGCAUUUUACAUGCAGUUACACCGAUUCCCACCAUGUAUAGUUGGGUGCCAACUCAGGUUAAUUUCAUGGUGGAAGACGAAACUGUGCUCCAUAAUAUACCAUAUAUGGAAGAUGAUUUUUUAAAUAACAGUAAAUUUAUAAAAGAACUUAUAAAAGUAUAUGAUGGCAAAGUUCAUAGUGAUAAGGAUACAAAAGGUAUGGAUACACGUAUUUUUAUUGAAUUAGUCCAUGCGUUGACUAGAAAAUAUACAAAGGAAAUGAAUGCAAAUUCAACUACAAUUGCCAGCGACAACCUCGAAGAAAAUGCUAAUGAAAAUGAACGAACUGAUAAGAAUAAAAAAGCUGGCACAAAAAUCGCAGAUGCUAAAGAUGUUAUUGAAAGUGUAAAGGAAAAUCCAGGAGAUGAGAAUUAUUCUGAAGAUGAUUCCAAUUUAGAUGAUGGCCUGACGGAUAAAGAAAAAUCAUUUCCACCAGAAAUUUUUCAAGCUAUCCGUGCAUCAUUUCCAGAUAGAGGUACUGCUAUAGAACUAAUGCAGAAGUACAUUGAGUUAACUAAGCAUCAGGAUCCGGAAAGACCGCAAAAUUAUACACAAAAUAUAGAUGGCGAAAAGGCUGAAAGUAAUACCCGGGAACGUACGAUGCAAUCUUAUCAAAAAUUAUUCUGCCGCAGAUGCUUCAAAUAUAAUUGCUUUGAACAUCGUUUACAAAGUCAUGCUGGACCCGAUUUGUCCAAACGUCGCUUUCCCGAGCUUAAACCUUUUACAGAACCUUGCGGCAAUGAUUGUUAUAUGCUAUUGGAUGAAGUGAAAGAAAAGUUGGCAGCCGGUAAUAAAACACUGCCAAUUGAUUCAUACAAUGAUGAAAGGUCAAAAGACAGCAAUGAUAGCAAUAGUCAAAUUCAUAAUAAACAGUUUAAUAUAAAAAACGGAAAAGAUAAUGGUGUUGCUGUAAAAAGUGCUGUAUCAAAAAAAAUAAACUUAAUAAUGGGUGAUAACAUGGGCACAUCAAAUACGAAUUCUACGUGGACUGGCAGUGAUCAAUCCCUUUUUCGUACUCUUCAGACAGUAUUUCUUAAAAACUAUUGCGCUAUAGCACAGACGUUACUGACAAAAACUUGCCAACAGGUAUACGCAUUUGCGCAAAAGGAAACGAGCGAGAUCAAUGAAUUGCGACAAAAUUAUGCACCAUCUGGUAAUAAGAAGAAGGAACAACGAUCACACUGCCGUAAAUUCCAGCUUAAAAAGGAAGUUGACGAAAAAACUCAUUUGUAUAACUACACACCAUGCCAUCAUCCUGGUCCAUGUGAUAGGAAUUGUUCUUGUUUAUUGACCCAGAACUUUUGCGAAAAAUUUUGCAAUUGCAGCAGCGACUGCCCGAAUCGUUUUCGUGGUUGCCGUUGUAAAUCGCAAUGCAACACUAAACGAUGCCCAUGUUAUAUAGCAGUGCGAGAGUGUGAUCCAGAUUUGUGUCUAGCAUGUGGAGCUAACCAAUUUGAAUCUACUGAAGUCACAUGUAAAAAUGUAUGCGUACAACGUAAAAAGCAUAAACAACUUCUAAUGGCUCCAUCGGACGUCGCUGGUUGGGGUAUUUUCCUUAAGGAUGGUGUACAAAAGAAUGAAUUUAUAUCAGAAUAUUGUGGAGAAUUAAUAUCACAAAACGAAGCCGAUCGUCGUGGCAAAGUAUACGACAAAAACAAGUCUUCAUAUUUAUUUAAUCUUAACAAUGACUUCGUAGUGGACGCUACACGUAAAGGAAAUAAUAUACGUUUUGCAAACCAUUCCGUUAAUCCCAAUUGCUAUGCAAAAGUAAUGAUGGUUAACGGUGACCACCGCAUUGGUAUAUUCGCAAAGCGUGAUAUACAGCCGGGCGAAGAACUAUUCAUCGAUUAUAGAUAUGGUCCAGCGGAACAAUUAAAGUUUGUUGGAAUAGAACGCGAACCGGAAAUUGUUUUAAAAAAUUUUAAAGUUUAUUAA
This is a messenger RNA of Teleopsis dalmanni, 2313 nucleotides long. Its product is annotated as histone-lysine N-methyltransferase E(z)-like. Gene Ontology annotation, molecular function: protein binding; histone methyltransferase activity. The transcript is spliced from 2 exons. Lineage: Eukaryota; Metazoa; Arthropoda; Insecta; Diptera; Diopsidae. Gene Ontology annotation, biological process: chromatin remodeling. The coding region runs from base 91 to 2313 and encodes 740 amino acids. The record is from RefSeq and is a predicted model, not a curated record.